Messenger RNA from Ostertagia ostertagi, 798 nucleotides. The record is from the annotation of a GenBank genome assembly. NCBI's taxonomy places the organism in Eukaryota, Metazoa, Nematoda, Chromadorea, Rhabditida, Trichostrongylidae.
UGGGUGCUUGCUGUUGUAGCCGUCCUAAUUGUCGUCCUUGCAUAUGAAUGGAUAAGGAAAGUUCGUCGAUAUCCACCAGGUCCAUUUCCAUUGCCUCUGGUUGGCAAUCUUCAUCAGCUCAUGUUAGGAAAGAUGAAUCAUCAAGGAAUCAUUGACCUUAUGAAAAUUUGGCAGAAGGAAUACGGUAAUGUCAUCACGAUCUGGUUGGGACCAUUACCAACUGUUCAUAUAUUGGACUUUGAAACAGCGAAGGAAGAAAUGCUCACUAAUGGUGCUGCUUACGUCGAUCGUUAUGCGCCGUAUAUGAUUGACGUGAGGCGAGAGGGAAGAGGUACAGUGUUUUCAAGCGGAGAAUUCUGGGCUGAUCAUCGACGAUUCACUUUACGGACAUUACGUGAUUUUGCUCUCAAGAAUAGCAUAAUGGAGGAGAGAAUCAUGAGUGAAGUUCAGUCAAACCUUUGCAAAUUAGAAAAUGUGCUGGUAAAUGGACAAGCGACAAUAAAAGCUAAUGAAUUCUUUGAUGUCAUCGUUGGCAGUGUAAUCAAUCGGAUCAUAUUUUCGGAGAGUUUUACAGAGGAGAAUAUGGCCGAAUUUUUCGCAGUAAAACAUCGAUUUGAUGAUCUGAUCACAAAUUCUACGGCUUUGGAUAUGUCACUUGAGAAAUGGACACUGAAUGUGCCACUUCUCAAAGGGAGAUGGAAGAAGCUUAUUGAACCACAGGAUGAUCUGCUCAGAUUCAUCCAGAAAAGAAUAACUAAAAGGAUUGCCCCUUGUUAUGAAAGGAACGACGUACCAUAG